AUGAUUUUAAUGGACAUAUACGAUACUGCGAGUUGGUGGACAUUGGUGAUUGCAGCCCAGGUGGUUAUCGGCAGCGCGUACUUCUUGUGGACUAAAAAGAAGAGAGAACCGGAAGAUAAAUUAACUUAUAAGAAGUUCAAUGAAUGGAAACCUUUGCCUCUGGUAGAAUAUGAUCUCAAAGUAGAUGAACCUCCUUUGAUGGGUAAAAUUGACGAAAAUGUUCUCAAUGUUGGUGCUACCAGUUUUCUGAAUUUUGAUAAGGAGCCUCAAAUAAUGGAAAGUGCUAUUGCAUCUCUCCAUAAAUAUGGUGUAGGAUCAUGUGGGCCGAGAGGUUUUUAUGGCACAAUUGAUGUGCAUUUGGAACUUGAGGAAAGAUUGGCAAAGUUUUUACAGGUCGAAGAGACUUGUGUGUAUUCAUAUGGAUUUUCCACUAUGGCUAGUGCCAUACCAGCCUAUGCUAAGAAAGGGGACAUCAUAUUUGCAGAUGAAAAAGUCUGGUUCGCCAUCCAAAAAGGCAUAGAAGCUUCCCGUAGUAAUGUUAAAUAUUUCAAACACAACGACAUGAAGGAUCUAGAAAGAUUACUCGAAGAGGGUGUUCAGAAGAAGGAACUGCAUCCAAAAAGACGCGCAUUCAUCAUCGUUGAAGCUAUAUACUAUAACUCCGGUAAAAUGUGUCCUCUGAGGAAGGUUGUGGAGCUGGCGAGGAGAUACAAACUAAGAAUUAUGUUGGACGAAAGUUUGAGUAUCGGUGUGAUAGGUAAGAACGGUCGUGGUCUGACUGAACACUUGAAUGUUCCUCGUGAUGAAGUGGAUCUCAUCAUGGGCUCGCUGGAACACUCGUUCGCAACCAUCGGCGGCUUCUGUGCUGGGACGCACUUCAUUGUUGAACAUCAAAGGCUAUCAGGAUUAGGGUACUGUUUCAGCGCGUCCCUACCACCGAUGCUAACACAGGCAGCCAUCAGCGCUCUGGAUAUACUUGAGACCAAACCAGUCGUGAUCAAGGAAUUGGAUGAAGUCUCCGUUAAAUUAAACAAGGCCCUCGAUAACUUGAAGCACUACACAUAUAGCGGGCAUGAAUUGUCACCAGUAAAACAUGUUUAUCUCAAAGAUGAUAUUUCACACAACGAUAAACAAUCAUACCUCAAGAAAAUAACCAAGUACUGUAUGGAGAAAGGCAUAGCUAUGACUACAGCCGCCUACCUCGUGGACCAAGAGGUGAAGUGUCCGGAACCUUCCAUACGACUGGCCUCAAAUAGAAAAUUAACCAAUGACAAUAUAAAGCAGAUCUGCGAACUUUUGGAUGAGGCAUAUGAAAAAGUUGGCCCUAAAUAG
Danaus chrysippus (African queen) is the source of this 1332-nucleotide messenger RNA. NCBI's taxonomy places the organism in Eukaryota, Metazoa, Arthropoda, Insecta, Lepidoptera, Nymphalidae. The record is from the annotation of a GenBank genome assembly.